This is a messenger RNA of Raphanus sativus (radish), 1491 nucleotides long. Its product is annotated as NAC domain-containing protein 76. Lineage: Eukaryota; Viridiplantae; Streptophyta; Magnoliopsida; Brassicales; Brassicaceae. The record is from RefSeq and is a predicted model, not a curated record. The coding region runs from base 271 to 1383 and encodes 370 amino acids. Gene Ontology annotation, molecular function: DNA binding. Gene Ontology annotation, biological process: regulation of DNA-templated transcription. The transcript has 4 exons.
UCUCACUUCAUAUUCCCCUAAGUUUAUAACCAAACCAUUCAUCUCUCUCUCGGUGAUCAUCAUCUUCUGCACAUCCAUUUUUGUCUGAUCUCCUUCUUCUUCCUCGAUCUCCCUGUUUUCUUUUCUUACAGUCGACUAAAUUGGAUACACACAUAUGUUUAUAUAUGUGUGUGUACUAUUCCACAAGUCAAAGAAAAGGUAAAGCUGAUUUACAAGGGAUCUCAAGAUCAAAAGAGUUAAUUCCGUCGUCUCAACUUACACACAUAAAUAAUGGAAUCAGUGGAUCAGUCAUGUAGUGUUCCUCCAGGAUUCAGGUUCCAUCCAACAGACGAAGAGCUCGUUGGUUACUAUUUGAGGAAGAAAGUGGCAUCACAAAAGAUCGAUCUUGAUGUCAUUAGAGAUAUUGAUCUCUACAGAAUCGAACCAUGGGAUUUACAAGAAAGAUGUCGAAUCGGAUACGAGGAAAGAAACGAAUGGUAUUUCUUCAGCCACAAAGAUAAGAAAUAUCCAACAGGAACAAGGACAAACAGAGCGACCAUGGUUGGUUUUUGGAAGGCCACAGGUCGGGACAAGGCUGUCUAUGACAAGUCAAAACUGAUGGGUAUGAGGAAAACACUUGUAUUCUACAAAGGAAGAGCCCCUAAUGGCCAAAAAACUGAUUGGAUCAUGCAUGAAUACCGGCUAGAGUCUGAUGAGAAUGCGCCUCCUCAGGAAGAAGGAUGGGUGGUUUGUAGAGCUUUCAAGAAAAAACCAACGACCGGUCAAGCCAAGAACACGGAAACUUGGAGAUCAGGUUACUUUUACGACCAAUUACCGAGCGGAACUGGCUCGGGUAUGGAGCCUCUCAAUUACGUACCUAAGCGGAAACAAAACAUUUUUUCACAAGAUUUUAUGUUCAAGCAAGAAUUAGAAGGGUCAAAUAUCGGUUUAAACUUCAUCCACUGCGACCAAUUCAUUCAACUUCCGCAGCUAGAAAGCCCUUCACUUCCUCUUAUGCAGAGGCCAGUGAGCUCAACGUCAAUAACAUCACUGGAGAAAAAUCAUAAUAAAUUCAAAAGACCACUAACAGAAGAUGAUGAGAAGUUCAACGAGCUAAUAAGUAGCAAAAGGAAAGAUAAGAAGAAGAAAUCAUCAGUGAUGACAACGGAUUGGAGAGCACUUGAUAAAUUUGUUGCUUCUCAACUUAUGAGCCAAGAAGAUGGAUUUUCAGAUUUUGGUGUUCAUCAAGAAGACGACAACAACAAAACUGGUCAACGCAAUAACGAAGAAAGCAGUAACAAUGGUAUAGAUAUGCCUACAUCGUCGUUAUUGAGUGAUGGAGAAGAAGAGAACAGGUUCAUCAGCGGGCUCUUGUGUACGAAUUUGGACUAUGACUUAAUAUAGGGAUUUUUGCAUGUUUGAUAAAAGAUAAUGAUAUAGUAUGGUGUAACGUUUUUCUAUAUAGGUAGAAUAAAUUGAUAUAAUAUAACAUUUAUAAAAAUUUGUAAAAUA